UCAAAAAUAAAUAUUUCUUAUAAAAAAUUUCAGUUUUCGAUAUCAAAAUCAUUUUAUUUUACUAUGAAUAUACGCACUUGGAGUAGAAUGCUGCAAUAUGUUUUACCAAUUGGCUUUCUCGGCUCUGCAGCGUGGGAGGCUAAGCGCUCAACCGCUGGUUCCCGCUUUGGCUAUUCGGAACCGAAUCAACGACGUUGGGCUCGUCACCAUGGCCAUUGUGCGGGCAAGACACAAUCACCAAUCGCAGUACACUCGGCUAAAUCUAUUCCAUUGAAUAUGCCAGCUGUAGACAUGAUUGGUUACCACAAUUUGUUACCAAACCCACUUGUGAUGGUUAACAAUGGACAUACUGUCGCCAUCAAUAUACCUAAACUGACCGAGGAGGAGAAGGCAAAUGGCGACUUUAUGCCGUACGUACGCGGCGGUAAAUUGCCAGGUGAAUUCGAAGUGGAGGGUGUGCACUUCCAUUGGGGCGAUAAGAACAAUCGAGGYGCUGAGCAUGUGAUCAACGACAUCCGUUACACGAUGGAAAUGCAUAUUGUGCAUCGCAAUAAGAAAUACGCAACACUUGCGGAUGCGCUGGAGUUCGCCGAUGGUGCUGCUGUGCUGGGAUUCUUUUUCAAUUUAGACGAAGAUGAUAGUCAAGGGCUCACAGCGAUUUGUCGCCACUUGCACUUGAUACCGGAAGCAAAUGAUGCUAUGAAUUUGACGAUUACCUUCGCAUUGUCAUCGUUGAUAGCCAAUGUAGAUGUGGAUAARUUCUAUACAUAUAAAGGUUCUCUGACAACGCCACCCUGUUCAGAGGCCAUUACAUGGGUGCUCUAUCCCGAUCCGAUACCAAUCUCGCCGAAGCAGAUCGCACGCUUCCGUCAACUACAAGAUACUCAAGAUGGCGCUCUGGUCGAUAAUUUCCGUCAAUUGCAAUCAAUCGGUAAUCGUCGCGUCUUUAUGCGCAACGGUAAUAACAGGCAUACACUUGUGGAGGCAUUGAAGAAAGAACUAGACUAUCAGAAGUGGGAUUGGUACAAUUGAUUCGGUGGCGCAGAACAAAUCGUGAAACAGCUCAUGUCGCUUUUAACACUUCAUUAUCGGACAGACAACUGUCUCGGAGUUUACUUUUAAGUUAAUUGAAUAUUCUAUUUAUUACAGAUAUUAAUAUAUUUAAGCGCAUKGUUUAUAAUAGUACGCUUGAAGCGUGCAGCUACUCAUAUUAUAAGCAGCCGCUCUUAAUAUUGCUGUUUUCAUUUUUAUCAGAGAGAUAUACCAAUAAGCGAAUUAAAUUGUAUUAACAAUAAAAUUAGAAUUUUUAAUUGUUUAAUAAAA
Molecule: messenger RNA, 1323 nt
Organism: Bactrocera latifrons
Lineage: Eukaryota; Metazoa; Arthropoda; Insecta; Diptera; Tephritidae
Gene: CAH9
Product: carbonic anhydrase 2
Exons: 7
Coding region: 64-1032 (322 amino acids)
Cellular component (GO): cytoplasm
Molecular function (GO): zinc ion binding; carbonate dehydratase activity
Source: RefSeq, a predicted model, not a curated record